GCUCGACUGAUUUCCGGUUCCUGUCGUGAUAGGCCUCGCGGGAUGCGCUUGUGGUGGUGGUAGUUGUACGCAAACGAAACAUACUUUUGGUCCUUUGGUGUCAAGUCGUGUGCUGUGACGGUUGUUCCGAUGAAGAUGCCUUUUCAGGGAUUCGCGGCUACGAACUUUACCUACUUCACGUUGCAGAAAGAAAGUCCUUCGGCGCAGCUGCUCCAUCUAGCAGCUCUACAAGGGAAUCUGCCUUUACUCACGAGCGUUUUAGACAGCGGCAAGGUGUACGUGGAUUGCAAAGAUCAGGAAGGCACGACCGCGCUGAUCUUAGCCUGUGCCAACAAUAACUAUGAAUGCGUUAAAGAACUCUUGGAUCAGGGAGCCAGUCCAGCGGCGAAACGAGUUACAGGGACCACGGCGCUAUUUUUUGCGGCACAAGGAGGUUACCUGGAUAUCGUCAAGUUGCUCUUAGAAAACAAUGCCCCCGUCGAUGCUGCUAGUGUGGAUGGAGGUACUCCACUGUUGGUGGCGUGUCAAUGCAAUCACGUCGACAUCGUGGAACAACUCGUUAGAGCUGGUGCAAGCAUUUAUACGCAGAUGUCGGACAGAGCUACACCUUUAUUUGUCGCUGCACAGAAUGGUCACCUGAAGCUGGUUUCAUACUUGAUUGCGCUCGGAGCGGACAUCAACGUCAAACGAACGGAUGGUGCGACAGCGUUAUGGAUAGCGUCCCAGAUGGGCCACACGGCUGUCGUGGGCGAGUUACUUUCUCACGGUGCUGAAGUGGAUUCCACGAGACACGACGGAGCUACACCCCUGUUCAAGGCAUCUCACAAAGGGUACACGGGAUUGGUGGAUCUUCUAGUCAAACGAGGGGCGUCAUUGGGACUGCUCAAGAAUGGGGAAAGCGCACUUCAUGCAGCUGCACUCUUUGACCAUCUCAAUGUUGUCAAGUUGCUGGUUGCUGCAGGUGCUGAUCCUGAGCUUAGAAAUCAGGACGGCAUGACUCCGCUGGACCUAGCCCAUGAGGCAUCUAACGUUCAAAUCGUCGACUUCCUCAAACAACAGAUUGCAACGAGGCGACUUCCAGAUGUGACAAGGGCUUCCUGACCCUCAUCUCGCUGAACCUGAACCCAAUUACUGCCAACGGUGCAUUUGGCUGGUCCAGUUCUCACCGUUAUUAGCUGCAAUUGUAACUCUAUAGAUCUGCUUUUGAUCAUCCUUUGAAGUGUCUGUUGUUGUAUAGUUUGUUUGAGGCCCUCAUCUUUCGUAUUGUUAUUGUUUGUUUGUAUGGCCACACCUGAAAUACCUGCGUUUCCAGACGGCAGUACCACGUCUCGGGUUUAACCCUCAGGCUACAACAUUGAAAACUACAGACAACCAUAAAUUUAGAUUUUCUCCUCUGGCAUCUCCGCAAAUAGACGCAAAUUUGUUUCUACGUAGUAUUUACGAGGGUUUGUUUUACGAGGCGAACGAUGCAUAUCCGACAUCGCGGGGCAUUAUGCGACACGAGCAUUUCUAACUUACGUUAAUCACGAUUGAAAGAAUGUGAUUCGCUCGCACUGUGAAUCUGCAGGAAGGAAUUAUCUUGUUAGGAAUUGACUCUUUGUAGAGACAUCCCCGCGAAUAAAAUUGUAGCUUGUA
Molecule: messenger RNA, 1635 nt
Organism: Ornithodoros turicata
Lineage: Eukaryota; Metazoa; Arthropoda; Arachnida; Ixodida; Argasidae
Product: ankyrin repeat domain-containing protein 29-like
Exons: 9
Coding region: 130-1101 (323 amino acids)
Molecular function (GO): protein binding
Source: RefSeq, a predicted model, not a curated record